Messenger RNA from Adineta ricciae, 279 nucleotides. NCBI's taxonomy places the organism in Eukaryota, Metazoa, Rotifera, Eurotatoria, Adinetida, Adinetidae. The record is from the annotation of a GenBank genome assembly.
AUGGAAAAUGCCACGGCUAUUACAGCGUUUGUUAUUCGUAACGAAGAUCAACCACGUGUUCAAUUUGAACUUUUUCCAAAAUUACGACUCAUAGAAAUCCGAGUCGAUGAGAAAUUAUUGGAAUUUACACCGCUUUCUGAACCUGAUGAAUUAUUAUCUUCAUCGUUAAUUUAUGGUGAUGAUCGUCAAUUAAUUAUUCGACAAACAGAUGUCAAUAGCUAUAGCAUCUCCUAUGGUGAAAGUGGAAUUCAAUUUAUUGUAGAUGUUCGACCACAGUUU